Messenger RNA from Babjeviella inositovora NRRL Y-12698, 3960 nucleotides. RefSeq names its product Bni4p (gene BNI4). Gene Ontology annotation, molecular function: actin binding. The transcript has a single exon. Bases 372 to 3557 code for a protein of 1061 amino acids. Lineage: Eukaryota; Fungi; Ascomycota; Pichiomycetes; Serinales. Gene Ontology annotation, biological process: actin cytoskeleton organization. The record is from RefSeq and is a predicted model, not a curated record.
ACCCUCCAACCAGGGUAUCUCGAUGUUCCUGUAUCAGCACGGAAUCUGCCCCGCGCGCCGCACCUGACAGGUAGUAUCCGGAUCUGGAAACAGACGCGGCACGCGUGAGUUCCUUUUCCCAGGAGCGUCCAAAAUCGGGAGAAGGAAAAUUGACCGGAUCUGAGAGCCACUCGCUGAACUUGCACUGAGACUUUAACAUCCAGAUAUAUUCAACUGCCUGAUUGAUAGACUUGUUGCUUUAUCCAUUGCUGGCCUACCAACCCAUUCCGUUUCUUGCUAGUUCUAAAUACCACUAACCGCCAGUACACCCCUAAACUAUCUGGCGAGCCGACAUCCGACGUAUCCGUCCUUAUAGACAUUCAUAGAUUGCCAUGUCACACAGCGGGCAAGAAACCGCCGGUAAGGUUUUGGAAACUUCUGUGGAGCUGCCCAACUUCCAGACAAUAUCUGACUCGCCGGCAGCCGAGUCCCCCGCCGCUGUCCCUCAGCUCCUUGAGUCGCCGAUGGCCUUGCCAGCAGCGUCACCAGGGUCCGAUACCGGAUCCCCCAACUUACUUAACGGCGAAUUCUACGGCAGUGCCACCCCCCAGUCUUUCCUUCCGACCAGCAAGAAGCCACGGACGCAGUUGCGGAACCCGGUCAAAGAGCUGACAACGGGCAUGUUGAUGCAAAACUCGCCGUCUUUGGCCGCACUCGAGAGCAUCUUAAACGAGAAGACCGGCCUGAAUGCGGCUUCCCAACACAGGAACAGUCAGCCAUUAAUGGGAUCUCGCCUCAACAACACCUACAACCGUAACCCAUCGGUAAACUCGCCGCUGGCCGCCACGCCUCCGCCACCAUACACAUCCCCGGGCGGUAGACAGGGGCGAACCCCAUUGCUCACCCAGCCAUUGGUGACGGCCCGGAACGCCGCGACCCCUCGCGCCCUGGGCAGUACCCCUUCACUUGGCUUGGGGCUCGUGGUGGAGCAGCAGAAAAAGAGACAGCAGAUCCAGCGAUCUUCGCCACUGGUCUCACUGCAGGCCUCACUACUGGGUGUGCCACUUGUCCUGCCGCUGUCUUCAUCGCUGAUCCCUGUGCUAGUCCCGCCAGCGGCUCCCGUAAAGUCUACACACAACCAAACCGGACUAAAACAGGACAUUCCGGAACUACAAAAGAAGAGGAGCACCGGGUUUAAAAACCUCUUCAAACACAACAAAUCUGCCUCAACGUUUGAGGCAUACACACCAGCGCCCCAUCGCUCACCCGUGACACACAACCGCACAAUGUCGUCGCCCACGUUCCCUAGUCCCGUCCAGUCUGAGACUAGAAGCGAGGCCGGAAGUGGGCGGCUGUUCCUGUACCAGCUGCCCGGCGAUGUCAGAGGCACGAGAUCGUUCCAGCAACCCACACCCCCCACCUCCAAAAGGGGUUUAUUCUCGAUCUUCUCCCGGAAGAAGAAGCCUGAGUCUGGUCUCUCCAGCUCCACAUCUGUUCCUAUGGUAGCUAGUCCCUAUGGAACGGCCUCCCAUGCGGCUUCAACCAGCAGCAUUUUCAAUCCGUUCAAACGCAAGGCAUCGCGCCCCGACUUGCAGAGCGCAGGCGCAGCGCUUCCACUUUCGCAGUCCACGCCGGUUAUUAGUCUGGCUCCCGUCGCGACGUUUGAUGAUAUCACCACGCUCAGUGACAGUGAUGGAGAAAGUGAUGCUGCCGUCAAAUAUGGCUCGUACGGGCGAAACGAUGAGGAAUUGAGGCUAGUCGACAACGUUGCCGUGGCGGUUUCUGUAGCGAUGGUGUCGUCGUCCAAGGCGCCGUCACCGUUAAUCCGCCAGGUGAGUAAGCGCGAGCCAGGCGUGAAAAAUUCUUCGUCGGCCGGCUCGCGUUGGAGCUUUGUGACGACGCCAGACGGGACGUUCAAAUCGAUUCUCGAAAGCGAGGGGCCUGCGUUGCCGUCACCGAAUCUCGAUGUGAAGCAGUUUUCCGAGGCAAAGAUGGAAGAGGAUGAGGAGGAGGAGGAGGAGGAUACGGUGUCAUUUACCGAGGGCGAUGAGGUGGCGUUCGCGCCUGGGCUCAAACGCGACGAGUCAAUGAACUACAUUACGCUCGGGGUGUCGCCGGAACCGGCAAAACCCGUGGAGGGUUUUGCCACGGCAGGGAACUAUCUCGCUACGCCUGAAUUUCCUGAGGCGAAGACUAUGAGCUGGGGGUUUUCCUGGCCGCCAGCUUUGGACGAGCUUUCCUCGCCUCAAGCCUCUGACUCUACCUCGACUGACGAAGCCAUGCCUUUUGUUGAGGACUCAAUCCUCUCACACGGCGGUGAGACGCUCUUCCCCAAGUCCCUCGACCAGCGCGAAGUCCAGACUAUUGUCACCCUCGAGCGUUCGCUUUCCACACGCUCCGUCCGCUCGUCAACAUUAAAAAAGCAGGACUCCAUCAAACGCAACGCCCACGAGCUCGGCAUGACCGUAGUGCUGUACGACCGCACACCUGAGCUCCCAGCGAAUGAAGUUUUCCGGCGUAUUCCCCUGAAGUCCACAGGCUAUUCACCCGUAUCGCCAGCCAGUAUCUUGAAGUCACCCGCCCUUCGAGGAGCGUUUAGCGGUGACAGCCCGGAUAGCACCCGUAGUGGAAUGAGCGGGAUGCUGGAGUUUGCAGACUUUGUGGACUUUGGCGGCGAGAUGGACGAAUUGACGAACGGUUUUUCCCACCAGGAUCUUAACGCACCCUGGAGCCCCUCCCAACUGCUUGGUCUGGGGCGCUCUGAGGUGGCGGAGCCGUUGGCUGUUCCGCGAUUCAAACUCCAUACGCCAAGACGUAACUCGGAAGAGAUUUCUGAGAAAUCGUUCGGCGAAACUCUUUCGGCUCAUUCGUCGCGCGGCUCAGAAGAAAGGCAUUCGUCUGGAAGCGAGCACUCGCUUAGCCAUGAUCACUCUCUCGGCAACGACCGUCAUCUCUAUUCGCAUAGUGAUGAACACUCUAGCAGUGACCGUUCCCCUCAACGUCUCCACUCACCAUCAUCAGAUAGUGACAUAGACUACACGUCAGAAGGUGAAGAAAUUUCCUCGCUCGACGCUUCGGUGACAGAGUCACCGAGACCGCAUGCGAGCGCAUUCCUCCCCCAGGGACAUGAUGCUGGCUACGACCCGCGGCGAAUGUCUAUGUCGUUCAAGGGCCUCAAGAGCGCGGCGUUCGACAACAACUUUGCAGACAUCCACAACGGACAGCUCCGCGAGUCGGGGUCACACCAGUCGUUCACGCUUCCACCGCUGGAGUCGUUCAACAGCAUUCCGUCCGGGCUGUCGCAUGGCAUGUCUCCUAUGGCCAGUGACCCGAAACGUAGCCUCGCCGCAGCCCGGGCCGGUGGGGCGAGACCAAAGCCGAAGAUGAAUGUGAAAUUUUCGUCGCGGAUCAUUUUAUACGAGACUUAUCAUGGAGACGAGUACGAUCGCCACCCGGAGAUAGCUACGUGCAACCAGUUGACCCCGAAGUUGGCUCAGCUCAUUAAGAACGAGUUGAAUGCGGUGAAGGCGGAGAUGCCUGUCCAUGAGACAUCGAGGUGUUAUACGCAUUUCUUUUAGUUUGUCCCAUCCAGGUUAGAUAAAAGAUGUUCUAGGGUAGAGUUUGUAUUUGUGACUUGAGAUAAGGAGUCCACUAGGGGUUCUAUGCUAAUGUGAUUUGAUGUCAGAGGUUAUUUGAGAAAUAUGUUUAUCUAUAAUUUGAUGCAUCUACCGGGAUUAUGUGUUAAUGUGCCUUGGACCAGGAAUUGUCUUUUGGAGCUUGAUAUAAUGUUUGUGAAAUAAUGAAGUAUCAGGGUUACAAGCAUUUACUUGCUUUGGUCAUACUAGAAGGUUAAAGAUUGGAAUGCUUCCCAGUUAAAGCUGGGAAACAGAAAACCUAUCACGUUAGAUAAAGGUGGCAAAUUGAGUGAGUAAACGAAGAAUUAAAUGUCGAAGCUGGGUCAUGAAAAGUAGAGUCUCUGAA